This is a messenger RNA of Ylistrum balloti, 3442 nucleotides long. RefSeq lists its product as uncharacterized. Bases 936 to 3116 code for a protein of 726 amino acids. The record is from RefSeq and is a predicted model, not a curated record. Lineage: Eukaryota; Metazoa; Mollusca; Bivalvia; Pectinida; Pectinidae. The transcript has 3 exons.
AUGGCGUCGCGGAGCCGUCGCAUCACCAAACCAGAUGGUGAGAUCGUUGAAUCUUAUGAUGAGUUAAACAGUACAAAUCUGCCCCAAUCAAGACGAUCAAGAAGCAGGAAUUCAAACGAUACCUGGAGUACUGGUCUGUAUCCUGUGGAGGUGAUAAAUGAGGGCCAAGAAGGUUAUGUAAAGAUCCAUUAUGUAGGGUGGCACAGGAAGUAUGAUGAGGAAGUGGCAAGAGACCAGCUUGUGAUGAUACCCCACCAAACCUCAUCAUUUGCCCACAAGCUGGUGGUAAUGAUAAAAGAAAAUUUAAGUCCAUGUGGAUCAGACAGUCUGGUUAAAGUGAAGGUGCCAGUGACGGCAGCAGAAUUUCUCCAAAUAUCCAACUGUGGAACCCCCCACAAAGUGACAAAGACAAAGACUGUGUAUAAAAUAAUAAACAGAAACAGGUUAAAUCAGUUACUUGGAACAGGCUGGGACUAUAGAAUUCUCAAUGCAGAAGGAGACAACUUUUAUAUAAAAACACACACAGUGAAAUUCUAUCUGCAUAGCAGGAGACCACUUACAGAUUUCCUCCUGUACCCUGAGCACAUCGAAAGGUAUACCCUGGACAGAGGCACUCAGCUGGUCUUUUCCUUUGUGAAAAUGCCAUCUAACAGGAACAAUGGUGCAGACCUCUUGAAUGCUGUAGAACUUUAGUCAACAAAAGUGUGGCCAUCUAUUUUUUGACAGUUUGUUUGAGAAUCUUUAACAUUUUCUACAGUUAUAUGGAAUUCACAGAAAUACAGGAAGUAUUUUAGAAUUUUAACAUUUUUUACAGUUAUAUGGAAUUCACAGAAAUACAGGAAGUGUUUUAGAAACUUAAACAUUUUCUAAAAGGAAAUUUGAUUUUAAUCGCAAUUAUGUUUGCUGUAAGAUUCUAAACUGUUUUGAAAAUAGAUAUGGUUGUACUAUCUAAAUUAACCCUUUUUUCCUUAGUACAGAAUCAUUGGAAAGAACCGUUAACGUUAGAUGUAGUCAAAAACAUCAAAACUGAGUUAGAAAAAGAGCUAACACUAUCGUUUAAAGCAAACGAGAAAGAUGUAAACAUUUUAAGGGCAGAGCUUUAUAGACUUAAACGAAGUGGCCUUCAAGCCAAAGUGAAAGGGGGGAACCAGUUUCACCGAUUUAAAGAUUCAAUUAGUAAGUCAAAAUUUUCUUGGCAUGUGCCGUUAGGCCCCCAUGAAACUGAAGUGAAAAUUGAAGAAAUUAAAGGCAAACUAAAGCAGUGCGAAGUUGAAAAGAAUAGCAUUGAAGGGAAGUUUUGUGACUUUGUCAGUGAAGCCCGAAAAAAAGAACAAAAAAUGAAAAACAAAAUAACCUCCUUAGAAAAUGCUUUGCAAAAAUGUGAAGAUAGUGAUAAAAACUUUCAUUGUCAAAAUUAUGCGAAGGAAUCUAAUGACAAUAUUAGAAGAAAAAGAAAACCUUUGCAAGAGUGUUCAGGUUCUUACAAGAGGAAAGUGAUGAAAAUGGACAAUGAGAGAUGUAAAAAUGCUCUAGGUGCCUUAGAACUCCAUGGUUGUAAACCAAUAAGUGUAACAGUUGUAAGAAAUGGAGAAGAGGCUGUCUUUGAUCUUCUUCAGGCAGAUGAGGACAAUACAGAAAAUGUAGAUGUAACAGAACUUGAUCGCAUUAACACAUUACUGUAUAUAUUAGAUACAUUCCAUGUAUCACAAGAAGCAUAUCGCGAGUUAAGUUCGUUAUUCAAAACUAUGCCACGUGCACAUAACAUUACUGAGUAUAUCAAAAACCUAAACAAGGGUUUCAACAUUAUCACUACACCAGAUGGACUCGGGGUUCAACAAUCCUUAAAGCAAAGGCUCAUUGAUGUUUUAAGUAGUUUAAUGUCAGAAAACACUGAAAUAGUGCCAGAUAACAAAUUGAAAGUGAAAAUAUCUGGAGAUGGGACAAGAGUAGGGAAAAGGUUACAUGUUGUCAAUUUCGCUUUCAAUAUUGUUAAUGAAGGUUUAGCUCACCAAACAUGUUAUCCUUUAUGCAUUGUUCAGACCAAAGAAAAGUACACUGAAUUAAACAUUGCUCUAGCUGAUCUACAGCACGAAGUAGAAGAAAUACAGGGGAAUAUACUGAAGGUUCAAGAUCGAGAAUUUGAGGUAACAAUUUACUUGGGUGGAGACUACAAAUUCUUAUUAGUUGCUGUUGGCAUAUCAUCUGUGGCAGCUUCAAACUCUUGUAUUUACUGUAAAUGUGACAAAAAGGAGAAGAUUGAUCUUAAAAAGCAAUGGUCAAUGCAGGACCCAGCUCUUGGGGCAAGGUUAUCAUAUAUUUGUACUGAGCCUGUGAAUAAACCUGCAAAUAGUGGGUUGUCAAGACCUAAGAAAGAACAGACCUUCUCCAUAGUUAACCGGCCUCUGUUUCCAUGUAUUACCCCAUUUCAAGUUGUCUUGGAUCUCUUGCAUCUCUUUCUUAGAAUAACUGACAAACUCUUUAAUUUGUUAGUUACAGAGCUGAGAGCAUUGGAUAAUGUUUCACAGAAUACAACAUUUGUUGAAUUAGACAGAGAUAAAGUCAAACAUGUGUCUGCAUUAGAGAAUGCAUUGCAGCAAAUGGGAAUUUCAUUUGAGUUGUAUAUUAACAAGGAAACUAGGAAGCUGGAGUAUAGGGACUUAACAGGUCCAGAGAAGCAGAUAUUAAUGACUAAGUUUCAAGCUUCAGAUCUCCUUCCUAACAGUGAAAGAGCAAACCAAAUACAAGAGUUGUGGGAUGCAUUUUCAGAUAUUAAUAUGAUUUUGAAAUCUCUAUCUCCCAACCCAGAUGAAGUGCAAAGAAAGGCUGAAAACUGGUGCAGAAUGUAUGUUUCUUUGUAUCAGAGUAGAGACAUUACCCCCUAUAUACAUGCUCUUCGCUAUCAUGUCAGUGAGUUGAUAAAGUUUCAUGGAAACUUGGUCAGCUUUUCCCAACAAGGGCUAGAGAAAAUGAAUGAUAUUAUUACCAAAAGCUACUUUAGAGCAACAAACCACAAAGGCCUUUUGGCCUUGAAACAAGUUAUGGAAAAACAAAACCGACUUGUUCUUCUUUCCAAACAUAAAAGGAAAAGGCGUGUGUACAAAGAUCGCAAACAUUGAAUUUGUAAAUAUUUUUCAAUUCAAUGUAUUCAAAUAUGUAAAAAGUGUGCACAUAUUCUUACAUGCAUAAUAAUACCUGAAGAGUGUUUAAUAAUUCAUAUCUAUUGAAUAGAUCAAACAAAGGCAUUAAGAACAUUUUUAUGAAAGCAAUGUGAUAUACUGAAGUACCUUGUGGGGGUAAUUCUGAUUGUUUUUGUUAAUUUUUAUUUUUCUUCGUUUUUUUGGGGGGGUUUUUUGGUUUUUUUUUUGUUGUUUUACAUGAUUAUCAUACAUAACAGGUAGUGCACAAGUUAUUUUGUGUAUUGAUUUUAAUUCUUUGUCAUAGU